AUGGUCAACACGGAGAGCCCCUGCCAGGGGGCUUCGUCCGCGCCCCAGCUUCGGCCCGGCUGGGUGGAGCGAGAGGGAACCACCCUGAAGGGCGGCUCUGGGGAGAAUGUGUGGGUGCGCGUCACUAACGACAGCCAGACUGGGGCCCUAGAGGUGGCGAAGGUGUACUCCAACGCCACGCUGGAGCAGCAGCCAGAGCUGAAGCAGAUGGCGUACAAUGAGGCCGAUUUCCACCUGAAGCACGCCGGGGAGGCACCCAGCGCGGUGGUGCCUAUGAUCAACUCCCACUACGACCCGGAGCUCUUCGUGAUGGGCUUCCCGUACGCCGGCAGGCCCCUCCUGAGUUUCGUCUGCCAGCCGCUGGACGCGGCCUCCCUGUGGCGCAACGCGCUGCUGGGCUGCGAGUUCGUGAGCAGGGUGGUGCCCGCCAUGAGAUGGCUGCACGGCAAGGGCUUGGUCUACUUGGACUUCAAGCCCGAGCAGGUCCUGGCCCAGGUCGACCACCAGGCGCGCCGUCUACUCAUCAAUUGGGUGGACUUCGGGUCCCUCGCGCCGCGGGGCCAGUGCUGCGUCUGGACCGACGGCUUCGUGCCCCCCGAGGCCCUGGCCUGCUGUGGUGAUGUGGUGGGCAUCAACGCCGCUGCGACAGAGGCCUGGGACGCGUGGGCCGUGGGAACGGUGCUGAUGAUAUUGCAAUGCUGCAUCUGGUGA
Molecule: messenger RNA, 711 nt
Organism: Monoraphidium neglectum
Lineage: Eukaryota; Viridiplantae; Chlorophyta; Chlorophyceae; Sphaeropleales; Selenastraceae
Exons: 7
Coding region: 1-711 (236 amino acids)
Biological process (GO): protein phosphorylation
Molecular function (GO): protein kinase activity; ATP binding
Source: RefSeq, a predicted model, not a curated record